Zea mays is the source of this 1818-nucleotide messenger RNA. Its product is annotated as anthocyanidin 5,3-O-glucosyltransferase. Lineage: Eukaryota; Viridiplantae; Streptophyta; Magnoliopsida; Poales; Poaceae. Gene Ontology annotation, molecular function: UDP-glucosyltransferase activity. The record is from RefSeq and is marked validated.
GCUCAAGUCAAUUCAUAAACUCACAAUGGCGGCAACGGCAUACCCCACUGUGGUGCUCAUCCCACUAUGCGUCCCAGGCCACCUCGCGUCCAUGAUCGAAGCCGGCAAGCGGCUGCUCGGCAGAAGCCGCUGCCCCAUGUCCCUCACCGUGCUCAUCACGCAGAUGACCAUGUCCGCCAACCUGAUGUCCGACGUCGACGACAUCAUGCGACGGGAAGCCGACUCCGGCCUGGACAUCCGCUUCGUCCACCUCCCCGCCGUGGAGCUCCCCACCGUCCACCACGGCCUCGAGGACUUCAUGAUGCGCUUCAUACAGCUCCACGCGACGCACGUCAAGGAGGCCGUCUCCGGCAUGUCGUCCCCGGUCGCCGCGGUCGUGGUGGACUACUUCUGCACCACCCUGUUCGACGUCGCGCGCGAGCUCGCGCUGCCGGCGUACGCCUACAUGCCGUCCGGCGCGUCGAUGGUCGCGCUCAUGCUGCGGUUACCGGCGCUGGACGGGGAGGUGUCCGGGGACUUCGAGGCGAUGGAAGGAACGGUCGAUCUGCCCGGGAUGCCGCCGGUGCCGGCUCGUCUCAUGCCGUCUCCGCUGAUGAGGAAGGACCCGAACUUCGCGUGGCUGGUGUACCACGGCAAGCGCUUCAUGGAGGCCGACGGGGUCAUCGUGAACACGGUGGCCGAGCUGGAGCCGUCCAUCCUCGCGGCCAUCGCCGACGGCCUCUGCGUGCCAAGACGCCGCGCUCCGGCCGUCUACCCGAUCGGCCCGGUCCUGCCUCUCAAGCCGCCGUCCGCGCCCGGCGACGGCGAGCAGGUAGUAGCACAGCGGCACGAGUGCGUGAGGUGGCUCGACGCGCAGCCCCCAGCGUCCGUCGUGCUGCUCUGCUUUGGGAGCAUGGGCGGCAGCUUCCCGUCGCCCCAGGUCCGCGAGAUCGCCGACGGCCUCGAGCGCAGCGGGCACCGCUUCCUGUGGGUGCUCCGUGGCCCGCCACCGCCGGACGGUUCCAAGUACCCGACGGACGCCAACGUCCACGAGCUGCUCCCGGAAGGGUUCCUGGAGAGGACGAAGGGCCGAGGCCUCGUGUGGCCCACGUGGGCGCCGCAGAAGGACAUCCUCGCCAACCCCGCCGUCGGCGGCUUCGUCACCCACUGCGGCUGGAACUCCAUCCUCGAGAGCCUGUGGCACGGCGUACCGAUGGUGCCCUGGCCGCAGUUCGCGGAGCAGCACCUGAACGCGUUCGAGCUCGUGGCCGUCAUGGGCGUCGCCGUCGCCAUGCAGGUGGACAGGAAGCGCGGCAACUUCGUCGAGGCGGCGGAGCUGGAGCGCGCGGUCCGGUGCCUGAUGGGCGGGUCGGAGGAGAAGGGGAGGAAGGCGCGGGAGAAGGCCACGGAGGCGAAGGCCCUGAGCCGGAACGGCGUGGCCAGCGGCGGGUCGUCGGACGUGUCGGUGCAGAAACUGGCGCGAGAGAUUUUGCACAAGCACGACGACAAGGGGUGUGCCACCGCAAGCGGGGAGAGCAUGGGCAGCGUCGUCGUUCCCGCAUCUCCGGCCAGAAUAAUAUGAUCCCCCGAACACGGAGAAAUCGCCGUCGUCCACGAAUAAAUCGGAGGCCGCCAUGCGAUCCGUCUGGCACUGCUCACGUUGUUUGGCAUUGUUCACAAUCGCCGUGUGCACUGUAGUUUCUUAUCCGCAGUAACUUUACCAUUCGAAAUAAUGUAGUAUAGCACGCGCUGCUUCUUCCUAAGUCCGUGUAGCGUAGCCCGCGUGUUCGAGCUAGUUUGUGUUAAGUUGAAUGAGUUAAUGGAUGCUAGUUGUAGUCU